CCGGCAAGGGAGGGGUGCGUGUGUGUGUCGGGGGUGAUCUCACAAAGCUGCCCCGGGCUCUGGAGGUGGGGGUGAUCUCACAAAGCCGUCGGGGGGCUGAGGAGGUUGCCAGGCGGCUAACCUCGGCGGCCAGGCGCCGCGGGCGAUGGGCUGCACGGAAUCCAGUGAGACGGUUUCCAUCGACGCGGACGAGGAAGCGGAACCCACCGCCAAGCCGGGGGCUCCCACCACCAAGCCGGGGGCUCCCACCGCCAGGAAGAAAGUUAAGAAGAAAUCUAAAAGAAGGAGCAAGCAGCCGUCUGUGAGAUCUACAGAAUCGGAGACUGGGCCAGAUCAGGCAGACAGCACCACAAUCCAUGUGAUUUGGAGGCGCAUUUCUGUCUUUGGGGGCCGGCGCGAUUCCACAAGGAGUAACAACAGUGGGGAGUCGGAUAAAGCCGGGCCUAGCCCAAAGCCCCCCUCUGGUCCUUAGGUCACGGGAGCAAACCCAAUGAGCACCAGGUUAUGAGCCUCCAUGACUACGAGGAAACGCCACGGCUCUAGGAACACCGAACAGGGCGUCUACCUGGGGCCUUCCCAGACCCAAGUCCUGCCCCCGGUCGCUGCCAACUCCAGCUGCACCCCAGCAGUGCCCCCACCUCCCCAGCUGGACACCAUGUCGUGUCAGGAUCGCACCCAGGAGUUCCUCUCCGCCUGCAAGUCGUUGCAGAGCAGACAGAAUGGGCUUCAGCUGAACAAGCCAGCCCUGAGUGCCGUGCGGCAAAGGAGCGAAUUCAUGGUCAUGGCCAAGCGCAUUGGGAAAGACCUCAGCAACACAUUUGCCAAGCUGGAGAAGCUCACCAUCUUGGCCAAGCGGAAAUCCCUCUUUGAUGACAAGGCAGUGGAGAUUGAGGAGCUGACCUACAUCAUCAAGCAGGACAUCAACAGCCUGAACAAACAAAUAGCACAGCUGCAGGAGUUUGUGAAGGCCAAAGGCAGCCAGAGUGGCCGGCACGUGCAGACUCACUCAAACACAGUGGUGGUGUCACUGCAGUCCAAGCUAGCCUCCAUGUCCAACGAUUUCAAGUCUGUCCUGGAGGUGCGAACCGAGAACCUGAAGCAGCAGAAGAGUCGGCGAGAACAGUUCUCCCGUGCGCCCGUGUCCGCCAUGCCGCUCUCCGCGAGCAACUUGGGCGGCUCUGCUGUGCUUCAGGAUGACCCCCGGCGUUCAGGGGAUGUGGCAAUUGAUAUGGACAACCGGACCAGUCAGCAGCUGCAACUCCUCAAUGAGCAGGACUCAUACAUCCAGAGCCGGGCCGACACCAUGCAGAACAUUGAGUCCACGAUAGUCGAGCUGGGCUCCAUAUUCCAGCAGCUGGCACACAUGGUCAAAGAGCAGGAGGAAACCAUCCAGAGAAUUGAUGCCAACGUGGAAGACGCUCAGCUUAACGUGGAAGCAGCACACACCGAGAUCUUGAAGUACUUCCAGUCGGUCACCUCCAACCGCUGGCUGAUGGUCAAGAUCUUCCUCAUCCUCGUCGUCUUCUUCAUCAUCUUUGUGGUGUUCCUGGCCUGAUGGCGGAGGUGGCUUGAGCACCCAGCCCCAUCUCCGCUCUCGCUGCACCCAGAGCCGCCUUGGACGCUGGACUCUCUCCUGCUCGCCGCUCCGUCUCUCUCUGCAGCCAGCACGGGGCAGAGUCCCCCGCCUUGUGCCUGGCGCCGAAGGGCGGCUCUUGGCCUGGAGUGGGGCCACCCUGACUGGAGUGCACUCGCAUUUGGACUAGCUGUGAAGGGCUCAGCCCCCGACCCCUCCCCAAAUGGGACACCAGCCAGCGGUGUGCUUAGAGGGACCAGCAUCGCUCCUCCCUCCUCUUCCUCCUUCUAUAUUUGCCCUCCUGUAGGGACUCGAAAAAGCUAAUAGAACCCCGACUUGCUUUUUA
Messenger RNA from Hemicordylus capensis (graceful crag lizard), 1919 nucleotides. RefSeq names its product syntaxin 5 (gene STX5). NCBI's taxonomy places the organism in Eukaryota, Metazoa, Chordata, Lepidosauria, Squamata, Cordylidae. The record is from RefSeq and is a predicted model, not a curated record. Gene Ontology annotation, molecular function: SNAP receptor activity; SNARE binding. The coding region runs from base 515 to 1555 and encodes 346 amino acids. Gene Ontology annotation, biological process: intracellular protein transport; endoplasmic reticulum to Golgi vesicle-mediated transport; vesicle fusion. Gene Ontology annotation, cellular component: Golgi membrane; endomembrane system; SNARE complex. The transcript is spliced from 12 exons.